Messenger RNA from Solanum tuberosum (potato), 1650 nucleotides. Its product is annotated as homeobox-leucine zipper protein ATHB-16-like. Gene Ontology annotation, molecular function: DNA-binding transcription factor activity, RNA polymerase II-specific; sequence-specific DNA binding. The record is from RefSeq and is a predicted model, not a curated record. Gene Ontology annotation, biological process: positive regulation of DNA-templated transcription. The coding region runs from base 440 to 1426 and encodes 328 amino acids. Gene Ontology annotation, cellular component: nucleus. The transcript is spliced from 3 exons. Lineage: Eukaryota; Viridiplantae; Streptophyta; Magnoliopsida; Solanales; Solanaceae.
CAAGAGAAAUAAAUCAAAACACUUUAGUCCACAUCUCUUCUCUGCUCCAACACCCUCUUUGCUCUGUUUUAUUCCAAAAAAAAGCUUCUGUUUUUGGUUCUGGAACUUGGCUAUCUCUCUUUUUUUUUAUUUUAUAAUCAUAUCCCUGUAUUGAAUUUGUAAGCAAGGGUGAUGAUGUUUAUGGUGAUCGGGAGUAGGUGCUCUCACACUUCCCACAUCACUGAAAUCAUAAUCACAAGCUUCUUUCGCCACAAGCUAUAGAUCUCUAUUAAUUCCAUAUAGUAUAUAGUUUUAAUACAAGAAAGCAAUAUAUAUUUAAAAGGGAUAUUUAUCAAGAACCCCAAAUUCUUGAUUACAUAACGAAACGAGUGGAUAUGGGUGUUUCUUGAAAAGAUCUCUGUUUUAUAAUUUUAAAAAAAUAUCUGUAGAAUUCGAAGCUAUGAUGGCUCCAGGGAUUCUCUACGGUGGUGCUUCUAAUUUCGAUGGCGUUUUUACUCAAAAACAGAGGGAUGUGUUUUCUUCAUCUACUGCGCCAAAAGGGCAUCUUGGUUCCCUUUUUGCCCCUGCCUGUUCUUCUAAUUUCUUGGGAUCCAGUUCUAUGGUCAGUUUUGGCGGUGUUAAUGGAGGGAAAAGGUCAUUCUUUGACUCGUUCGAUCAGGAUGACAAUGAAGCUGAUGAAUUGGGGGAGUAUUUUCAUCAAGCGGAGAAGAAGAGGCGACUUACUGACAACCAAGUUCAGUUUCUUGAGAAGAGUUUUGGGGAAGAGAACAAACUUGAACCUGAAAGAAAAGUUCAGCUUGCUAAAGAACUUGGUUUGCAGCCUCGCCAAAUUGCAAUUUGGUUUCAGAAUCGUCGUGCACGAUGGAAGACUAAGCAGCUUGAGAAAGAUUAUGAUGAACUGAGGAAUAGAUACGACGCUCUGAAAUCAAAUUACAAUAAUCUUCUCAAGGAAAAAGAAGAUCUUCGAACUGAAGUUUUCCAUCUCACCGAUAAGCUGUUUGUCAAAGAGAAAGGAAACGGGCAAAUUGAUUUACGCGAUGAAAACAAACACUCCGAUGCAUUGGCAAAAGAAACCGUGGCUGAUCCAAUUUCAGGAGUAGAAAUGUCCAAUGUACCAGCUCUGGUUGUUAAGCACCAGCAGGAAGAUUUAAGCUCUGCUAAGAGUGAUGUUUUUGACUCAGAGAGCCCACGUUACACCGGUAGGGUGCAUUCCUCAGUCAUAGAUCAGGGUGAUUCUGCUCGCGUAUUUGAAACUGAGCAGUCGGAUUUAUCUCAGGAUGAUGAUGAAAACUUCAGCAAGACUAUGCUUUCUACUGCCAACCUACUUGGCAAAGCCGCGGAUGAUGAUUAUCCCGCGACAUCAUCAAAUUUGAGUUACUUUGGAUUUCCAGUUGAAGACCAAGGUUUUGGUUUCUGGACUUAUUAAGCUAAUGUUUGUAUUUGAUUAGUAGUAAUGCGGAAUACUAUUUAAUGUGUCCUAGUAAUAUGUCAUAUAUUUGGAGACAUUGUAUUAUAGUAGCACAUUUCUGUAAUAAAUAAAGUCCAAUGUAUGGGUCCAGAACACUAAUGAGUUCUGCUCACAAAACAGUUUGGAACUAUGGCUAUUGCGCUUUGCAAACCUGUUGUGAAAUCUAACUUUUCUUUUGUCAA